AUGUCUCAAGCACCAUCACUGGACGGCAAACUGAUUCUCAUCGCCAACGUCAACAUUGUUCCUGACCAUUACAAUGAUUGGCAAGCAGCAUACGACAAGCUCGCAAGUCAUGUCUUCCCCAACGAGCCUAACACCAUAACAUACUACUUUGGCCUACCGCUCGAAUACGCCGACAACCCAUGCAGGACACCCUACAUGUUUGCUUUCGAGAUAUACUCUUCGCGGACGGAUCUAUACGAUGUACAUUUGAAGUCCAAGAUAAUGAUCGAAACCUUCCUUCCAGCCGCCCUUCCCGUCAUGACAACAGGUCUCGACCUCAGGCACUUCGAAGUCGUUGGCGGCUUCCUUGAUCGUAGCGGGCAGAGGAAAGAGUGUGGCAUCAUGCAAGAGACACAAAUCGGAUGUGUAGACACCACAGCGAGAGCCGAAGUCAUCGGGGCUUUGAAGAUGUUGUGUCGGGCGGCCGGAGAAGAGGAGGACGUUUUUACCUUCUUGGGGUUGCGGGGCCAAGACGACGAGAUUUCACUCGCUCUUUCUGUCAAGUCCAAGAUGGUCAAAGUAAGAAAUCCGGUUCUGCUGGCUGCAGCAUUCACCGCCUGCGCUGCAGCACAACAACUCUCAGAACCGCUCGCGUACGCCAACAUCACAUCCGUUCUCGAUACGAUUCUUGCCCGGGGUUACAUCAAUGUCGGCACAACGGGCGACUACAAGCCCUUCACCUACCUCGUCACAAACCAAACCACUCUCCCCAACACGACCGCCAUCAACACAACGUACAUCGGCGCCGACAUCGAUGCCGCUCAGUCCUUAUCAAAUGCCCUCGGUCUUCCCAACCCACCCCGUCUCGUGAAGACGAUAUGGGCGAACAUCACAUCCGACCUGGUUGCCGGCAAAUUCGACAUCGCGAUGGGCGGGGUCAGCCUGACUCUCGCGAGGGCUAGAACGGUCUUCUUUUCGACAGCCAUCCAGCGAGUUGGAAAGACCGCGUGCAUCCGCUGCGCUGAUGCGAGCAAGUACACCGACCUCGCAUCGUUGGAUCAGCCAGGCGUCAAGGUUGCCGUCAACCCGGGAGGCACGAACGAAGCUUUUGACCGCGCGAAUCUGAAGUCUGCCGAGAUCGUCCUGGUGGAGGAUAACAACGCUGUUUAUCAAGCCGUCUUGGAUGGCACGGCAGAUGCCAUGAUUUCCGACCUCAUUGAGGUCGAGUUACAGGUGAAGCUUCAUGAAGGCGAGCUCUGCAUCGCCAACCCAGAUGCGCCAUUCAACUUUGAGGAACUUGGAUACGCUGUUUCAAGAGAUAUCGUAUGGAAGCAAUUCGUGGAUACGUGGGUUCACGUUCAGCUUGGCAGCGGUGCUUGGAACACGACGUUGGACAAGUGGUUGAAUUACAAGUGGCCGAGCGUGUAG
This is a messenger RNA of Colletotrichum karsti, 1407 nucleotides long. RefSeq names its product bacterial extracellular solute-binding protein, family 3. Bases 1 to 1407 code for a protein of 468 amino acids. The record is from RefSeq and is a predicted model, not a curated record. Lineage: Eukaryota; Fungi; Ascomycota; Sordariomycetes; Glomerellales; Glomerellaceae. The transcript has 3 exons.